Molecule: messenger RNA, 2989 nt
Organism: Chara braunii
Lineage: Eukaryota; Viridiplantae; Streptophyta; Charophyceae; Charales; Characeae
Source: the annotation of a GenBank genome assembly
GCACGAGGCAGGGCAAAGCGCACGUGCGUGGAGAGCACGGCAAGGCGUCGGUUGGGAGGCACCGCGCGCGCAAGAGCCCAGCCUAGGCCGCUGAGCGGGUGAUCGAUAGUCAGCGCUUGCUGUUUUGCAGGUAGUUGUUGGUUAGCUUACCCGUGAACAGAUCAAAAUGAUUUCGUCACUUUGCUGGGUGCCACGAGGCGCUGCGAAGCCCAUGCCAAAGCAAGCCGACCCGACUGAAGAGGAGCUAGCAGCCAUGCGUGAGCAUGCGUCUAGACUCGCAGCUGAUGUAGGGACGCUUGACGGCAAUGGCAGCGAAAGCGAACCGAGUGAUGACGAAGAUGACGACGGAGAUGCGGAGAUGCUAAGCGAAGGUGAAGAUGGCGAUGGUCAAACGGAGGCGGAGCGGGAGGCUGCUGAAGUUGCACGCGCGCGGGCUAUUGCUGCCUCCUUGGGGAGGGAGAAAAAGUGCAAUGCAAAGAAGGCGGAUGUGGAUGAUGAGUUGGCAGAAUUGGAUAUGGACAAAUAUGACGAGGAAGAUGACAAUGGUUCUGUGAAUCUGUUUGGCAAUGGGGGUCUCGGUAAUGUUUAUGCGGGCCCGGAUGAAUAUAUCACCUUGAAAGGAGAUGAUGUUGAUGAAGAUGAAGAGAUCGAAGACUUCACAGUUCGGGCCUCUGAUCUGUUAUUCCUCGCUUCAAGAAAUGAAGAUGAUGUCAGUCACAUUGAGGUCUGGGUUUAUGAUGAUAGCGACGAUGCAGAAGCAGCAGGAAACAUGUAUGUUCAUCACGACAUCAUGCUUUCGGCGUUUCCCCUUUGCUUGGCUUGGCUGGACUUGCACCCAACAAAACAUGGAACUGUGCCAAAAAGUAACCUGGUUGCAGUUGGGACAAUGACACCCGAAAUCGAAAUCUGGGACCUGGAUGUGUUGGAUGAUGUCGAACCAGUGGCCAGUUUGGGCGGUUCGGUGGAAGGAAGAAGCAGCAGCAGCAGCAGCGCACAGGAGACGGCAGUCGUGACCGACAACGGUGGCGGGCCGAGGAGGGAGGGCGGUGAAUCGAGACGAAGAAACAGGAGCAAACGGGCGCCAGCUUUGAAGGAAGGAAGUCACACAGAUGCAGUCCUGGGGCUGUCAUGGAACUAUGAGCUGCGGAACGUGUUGGCGAGCGGAUCGGCUGACAACACCGUGAAGGUAUGGGACAUAACUACUCAGAAAUGUGAUACGACUCUUUCUCAUCAUUGUGGGAAGGUGCAGGCUGUGUCUUGGAAUCCGGCGCAGUCAAGUGUGCUGUUGACUGGGUCCUUCGACAAGACGGCAGCACUAGUGGACAUGCGAUCUGGCAAUCACAGUCCUAUCACAUGGAGCCUGACCGCUGAUGUGGAGUGCAUUGCCUGGAAUCCUCAUUCUCCUUUGCAGUUUAUCGUUAGCACAGAGGACGGGUUGCUGAAGUGUUUCGACGUCCGGACAGUCCAGACCACUGGAGGGAAUCCCCAGCAGCCACAGUUAGGAGGGGCAGGGAUGCCUCUCUACACUCUGUCUGCGCAUGACAAGCCGGCGUGCUCCGUCUCGUUCAACCCGAUUGCUCCCAAUCUGUUGGCCACAGCUUCCACAGACAAGAUGGUGAAACUGUGGGAUGUCUCCGACCACAGGCCGAAUUGCCUGGCAUCCACAGACCUCAAGGUUGGCGCCGUCUUUUCUGCCGUCUUCUGCAAGGACAAUCCUUCUCUGCUUGUCGCCGGUGGGGCCAAGGGAAAUGCAGUUGUGUGGGAUGUCAUGAAUGCCACACCAGUGGCAAACAAGUUUGGAUCUCUCUUGACGAGCAGAAGGGGGUCUGGACCGGGUCUGGAACAGAAGGGAUCAUAGGGAGCGAUCUGCUCGUCUUAGCCCACCCAGUUAGGCCCUCAUGAGCUGUGGUAGAAAGACCCAUUGCUUACACGUUUGGAUUGCACUUUUCUUCCUUUUCUAUUUUCACGGAACUGUAUGGGGGAGGGAGGUAAGGUCUCCGUCCAGUACUUCCUGGAGAGAGAGUAGGUGUGCUUCUCCAGUCAGAUUUCUAUUUUCUCUGACGGGCACGGGGAGGUAAGUUCUCGGUCUGGUACUUCCACACUUCUGGGGAGAGUAGGCUUGCGGUUCCCAUGAUAGAGCGAAUGAAAGAGAUGAGGGGCGGCGAGUGCCGUCUUCCCCCGAGCAUAACGCAUCUAUGUUGUAAACAAGCACAACGCAUAGGUUGCUUUCUGUUCGAAUACAACUCGUGUGUGCUCUAUUAGAACAGACCACCUUAUUUUUCAAAUACAACGCGCAUGGGUUCUGUUCAAAUUUUCUCGAUUGUUUUGGAAACUCGAAUAUGACGCAGAUGCAUUAUGUUCGGGGGAAGACGGUAGGUUUGCUGUUUCCUUGAGACAGUGAAGGAAAGAGCAGAGGAUGCAGAAAGACCCAGUUUUUACAUCACACUGUUUUUUUUUUUUUUUGGCUUUUCUGUUUUCUUUGAGGGUCAUGGCGGGAAGGUAGAUUCAAGGGUAUUUGCGCUAUUAGAUGUCUGCUGUCCUCAGCAGAGAGCGAAUGAGGGAGAAGAGGAGGAUGAUGUGGCUGCAUUCCUGCGGAUCUUCUCACUUAGCUGCCUGAGCAGUUCCUGAUGUUAGGAUGCAGUUCUCUGGCUUUUUUGGGGUGGGAAAGGAAGGGGUGUUAUAUUUUCUUAGCGCACUUGGUGGAGUGGGUGUCUGCCAGCUGCUCACAGCGGACAGUGAGCGAUCGAGAAAUAUGUGCUGCCUUGGUUUCAUUCCUGCUGGGCAGUUCAAGAGGAAGGGGUACACAGAGACAUACAAGUGUUCGGUGAUUAGAUAGUGCCUUUCGGUCCGAUUAAGGAAUGCGAUUUGGCUGAGAAACAUUGAGAGCAGAAAAAAUUGUCAUGGUAUGCCAUUGCUGUGGUUUGGGCUUUGCCAGCUUUAUGUUCACACCCAUUAUGUGGAGGCUCCAAGUUAUAUUGCCAUUUUGCAC